Molecule: messenger RNA, 2795 nt
Organism: Marmota flaviventris (yellow-bellied marmot)
Lineage: Eukaryota; Metazoa; Chordata; Mammalia; Rodentia; Sciuridae
Gene: Pla2g4c
Product: phospholipase A2 group IVC
Biological process (GO): glycerophospholipid catabolic process
Cellular component (GO): cytosol; nuclear envelope; nucleoplasm
Molecular function (GO): calcium ion binding; calcium-dependent phospholipid binding
Source: RefSeq, a predicted model, not a curated record
GUCACUACAGUGGUGCUCAGUGUGGGGCAAGUGAGGGGGCUGGUGCUGCUUCCCUGGCUGACUCUCCUAAGACAGGGAACCCUCAUCUGGAAUCGUCCCCCCCCAGCUAGAGGUCCCUCCAGAACCCAAACCGUCUUCUUCAACCUGUUGCCAAACGGGAAGUGGGCGUGCGGCGAUCAAGGAAAACAUUUCAAAUAAAAUAGAUAGAGGCCAUUACACAAGAUGAGCUGCGGGCAGCCCUGCACAUCAUCCCCACACAAUGAAAACAGCUCUGGGGUUUUCAUCAUCCCCGGGCUCCAGGAAGAAGAGAGGGUGGCGGUGCAGAAACGCAGCCACCAGGUGCUGAGGGCUCUACAUGGACUGUGCAUCCAGGCAGAGCAGGCUCCAGUCAUCGCUGUGUUGUGCUCUGGCGGAGGGCUGCGCGCCCACAUCGCCUGCCUCGGGGUCCUGAGCGAGCUGAGGCGACACGGGAUGCUGGAUGUCGUCACUUACCUCGCGGGUGUCUCAGGGUCCACUUGGGCAAUGUCUUCAUUUUAUGCCAAGGAUGGGAACUUGGAAGACAUCGAGGCCGAACUGAAACGUCGAUUUGACCAGAGGGAGUGGGACAGGCACAGUAGCCUGCAGGAAGCCAUCUGGUCAGCGAAGAUGUUGAAGAAUUACUCUCUGACUGACUUUUGGGCCUACUUGGUCGUCUCCAAACAAACCCGAGAACUGCAGGGCUCUCAUUUGUCCAGCAUGAAGACGCUUGUGGACGAGGGGACGAUGCCAUACCCGAUAUUUGCAGCCAUUGACAAUGACCUCCACUCUGCCUGGCAGAAGGAAAAAAACCAGAAGACCUGGUUUGAGUUCACCCCUCACCACGCUGGCUACCCUGCGCUCAGGGCCUAUGUGGCCGCCACCCACUUUGGAAGCCAAUUCAAGGGGGGCAGAAUGGUCAGACAAGAGCCCGAGCGAGACCUGACCUUCCUGAGAGGUUUAUGGGGAAGUGCUCUAGCCAGCCUUGAAGAAAUCAGGAAAUUUAUUUGGGACCAGCUGUCCAGCCUGAGAGAAAAGUUCUCACUGAUGUACCAUCCCAUGGAAGGGAGGGCAAUCGCUGGGGCAGGCGUGGAAGUGGCGCUCCUGGAUUUGGUGAUGGCUUACGUCGAAGAUCCUAAAUCCCCCAACAUCCAGGAGAAACUCCGGGGGCUGCAGCAGGAACUGGAGGCGCAGAGGAAGGAUGAGUGCCACCACAGCUGGAUGACUGAGAUAAUCCAGAGGUGGACCGAGAUCUCCCUGGAAGAGCAGGAGCAGUUCCUGGAAUACCUGGCCUAUUGCUUCCAGAGGCAAGAGCAGGACCCCAUACGGACAGUGCAAACAUCAGUGACGGUUGCAUGUUGGGACUAUUUUGUUUUUCUGCUUAAAACUGCUAUAUGCUGCUCCAAGUGGGAAUGGGGGACCACCUACAACUUCCUGCAUGAACACGGUGGCGUCAGAGACCGGGCGAUGCACACUCGGGAGCUCUUGCACCUGGUCGAUGCAGGAUUCGCCAUCAACACCCCCUACCCGCUCGUUCUGCCCCCAAUUCGGCAAGUUGAUCUCAUCCUCUCUUUCGACUUCAGCGCGGGGGAUCCUUUCCAGACCAUCAGGGCCACUGCCAAGUACUGCCAGCACCACGGCAUCCCCUUCCCCCCAGUGGAGGAGGCUGCGCUCCAGGAGUGGUCUAGAGCACCCAGGAGCUGCCACAUCCUGAGAGGGGCGGCUGGGCCCGUGGUGAUGCACUUCCCCCUGUUCAACACCGACAACUGCGGAGAUGACAUCCCGUCAUGGAGAGACAGGUACGGCACGUUCCAGGGGGCCGACAGCUACAGCAGGGACAUGGUGACGCAGCUCCUGGAGGUGUCCAAGAAGAACGUUGGCAUGAACAAGACGAAGAUCCUCAGCGAGGUGAAGAACGUGGCCAGUUCUCUGCCCUUGGCACCUGGGUCAGCCCUUGGCACAGAGACCUGCUCAAGCUCCAGGGUCCCUGAGGAGCUCUGCUCAGGAGAGGUGGAGGAGCUCACCAUCUCCAGCCCAGGAGGGCUCUACCAAGAAGUCAAGUUCAAGUUCAGCGAGGACCCAAAGCUCCCAGCUGGGGAUGAAGAGGAGUGUUCUCUGGAGGACACAGUGGUAGACGUCCGAGGCUCCCGUACUGUGGGCAUCAAGAUCACCAACAGGACAGGUGUGACGUUCAAGGAUCCCAUGCUCUGCUGUCGGAGUGGCCAGGCCCACGUGAGACCACCACCUGUGCUUCCCCCGAAGUCCACCAUCCACUGUUCCUUCACAAAGACGAGCUCCAGCUUCCAGGGCACGGCGGGCCUGCUGGCCUACCAGGGCCCAGAUGAGCACCUGGCCCUGCUGUUCUCCGUCCCCUUCAGCUACACCCUCCAUCGCAUCCAGUUUGCCCUGGCCGUGCUCAGGGGGCCGCUGGCCCAGGACGGCCUGGAGCAGGUCUUUGAUGGCAUCAUGAAGAAGGAGGCCCCGGAUCCCAAGGUGGUGAAGUGCAUCCUGCAGACCCCUCAGGGGGCCCUGGAGCUGAAGGAUGGCUCCCUGAGCAUCAGAGCCACCGUGUCCAAUGUUCAUGUGGCCAAAAUGGAUGUGGUGAUGAAGACCAAAGCCACCUAACUCUCCCUUGUCAUUUCACCUGGCUGCUACAGCCCCCGUGGGCGGGUGACCCCAGGGAAGGAGGAAUGGGCCCCUGUCAUGGGCUAGAUCCUCGGGGCCAAGUCAGCUAUGAGGACACAGGUGCCUAAUAAAGCUUGCUGAGUGACGCUGUGUGA